This is a messenger RNA of Neurospora hispaniola, 519 nucleotides long. RefSeq lists its product as uncharacterized. Bases 193 to 411 code for a protein of 72 amino acids. The record is from RefSeq and is a predicted model, not a curated record. The transcript has a single exon. Lineage: Eukaryota; Fungi; Ascomycota; Sordariomycetes; Sordariales; Sordariaceae.
GACGGUGGUGUGCCUCGGGCUAUGGAAACCAAAGGUUCUGAACCACGGAAGCGGUCUGGAGUCGAGGUUGACAUUUCCUUGUCCUGUCUGCAAUGACACAUCACCAAAACAAAGACAAGACACAAGGACAGACAGGCAAAUUUACCGAGGGCAUCGAGAUGGCGAGUUUCAGACCCUUCGCCUCCAAGUGUAAUGCUCGACUACAGUAACCCAGACAGAGACAGCCAACGAACAACGCUGAAAGGGGCUACAGUGGCUACAAUGUUGUUACACAACACAAGACUAUUCAUCAUUCGAGGCCACUUGGUGCUUAUUGGACUUUACUUGCCCUUGAUAGUCGCGACGUCUCGACAGAGACAGGAAGCUCUUUCGCCCAUAGUUUCUGAUUGGGAAAGACAUAAUGCAACCUGAAAAUACCGGCAUUUCCGGAACCGGAGUAGAGAUUCCGCAUUGGUGUUGCAGAAAGCGAAGAGAACGAGGAGAGGAAGGAGAGAGAAUGUAACAGAAUCGAUAACACGU